This is a messenger RNA of Orycteropus afer afer, 1732 nucleotides long. RefSeq names its product ZPR1 zinc finger (gene ZPR1). Gene Ontology annotation, cellular component: nucleus; cytoplasm. NCBI's taxonomy places the organism in Eukaryota, Metazoa, Chordata, Mammalia, Tubulidentata, Orycteropodidae. The record is from RefSeq and is a predicted model, not a curated record. Gene Ontology annotation, molecular function: zinc ion binding.
CGAGGUCUAGGCUGCGCGUGGCAGUCAUGUCGGCCAUCGGGACAGUAGGGCCCGGGCCCAUGGGGGGCACCAGCGCCCCCUCCUCGGCCACGGACGGGGGUCCUGCCCGGGGGAAUUUGUUCCGGCCCAUCAGCGCCGAGGACGAGGAGCAGCAGCCCACCGAGAUCGAGUCGCUGUGCAUGAACUGUUAUCGCAACGGCAUGACGCGCAUCCUGCUUACCAAAAUCCCCUUCUUCAGAGAAAUCAUAGUGAGCUCUUUUUCCUGCGAGCACUGCGACUGGAACAACACGGAAAUCCAGUCGGCAGGCAGGAUCCAGGACCAGGGAGUGCGCUACACUUUGACCGUCCAGGCCCAAGAGGACAUGAACAGAGAAGUGGUGAAGACUGACUCUGCCACAGCAAGGAUCCCUGAGCUGGAUUUUGAAAUUCCUGCUUUCAGCCAGAAAGGAGCUCUGACUACUGUUGAAGGAUUGAUCAGCCGUGCUAUCUCUGACCUGGAGCAGGACCAGCCUACACGAAGAGCAAAUGAAGAAACCAUAGCUGAAAGAAUUGAUGAGUUCAUUGUCAAACUGAAGGAGCUAAAGCAGGUGGCCUACCCUUUCACUCUGAUCAUUGAUGAUCCAUCAGGGAACAGCUUUGUGGAAAACCCAUUUGCUCCCCAGAAAGAUGAUGCACUGGUGAUCACACACUAUAACCGGACUUCAAAGCAAGAGGAGAUGCUGGGACUCCAGGCAGGUGUACCAGAAGAGAAGCCAGAAGAGGAUGAUCUCAGAAAUGAAGUAUUACAGUUCAACACAAACUGCCCAGAAUGCAAUGCUCCAGCUCAGACCAACAUGAAGCUAGUACAAAUCCCCCACUUUAAGGAAGUUAUCAUCAUGGCUACCAACUGUGAGAACUGCGGACACCGGACCAAUGAGGUGAAAUCUGGAGGAGCAGUAGAGCCCUUUGGCACUAGGAUCACCCUUCACAUCACAGACUCCUCAGAUAUGACCAGAGACCUCCUCAAGUCUGAGACAUGUAGUGUGGAAAUCCCAGAGCUGGAAUUUGAACUGGGAAUGGCUGUCCUCGGGGGCAAGUUCACUACACUGGAGGGGCUGCUAAAGGACAUCCGGGAGCUGGUGACCAAGAACCCUUUCACACUGGGUGACAGUUCCAGUCCUGGCCGGGCAAUGAAACUGCAGGAGUUUAGCCAGAAGUUGGACCAGAUCAUCGAGGGUAAAAAGAAGGCCCACUUUAUAAUGGAUGAUCCAGCAGGAAACAGCUACUUGCAGAAUGUGUAUGCGCCUGAAGAUGAUCCUGAGAUGAAGGUGGAGCAUUACAAGCGCUCAUUUGACCAAAACGAGGCGUUAGGGCUCAAUGACAUGAAGACGGAGGGCUAUGAGACAGGCCUGGCCCCACAGCGGUAGCAGUGGGCAGUUCGUGGUUCAGCCUCCAGCACCGCUCACACGGCAGGGUUAUUUAUUACUAUUGUAAUGCUGAGGAGAGUCCUCCCCACCAGACUUUGCACUUGGUGCGGAGGACACAUUAUCUAAGUUGGGAGAAUAGGCACACUUCCUAAACAGUUUGUGAUGCAAGUGCAAGCCUGUUGUGUUACUUGACCUUAUUUUGAAAGUUUUGAAUCAGCCUGUGAAGAAACCUGGAAAUGAACUGUGGGCAUGUCAUUACCACGUUUCCUGAGUCUUUACCCUUUCUCCACAUAAUGCUCUCUAUGUUAGGCUGAAACUCUUAAGUU